AUGUUUUGGAAUUGGCUAGCUAUACUUGCUGGGGCCGGCUAUGUGUUGUCGCAUGCAACUCACCAUGUAGAAAAUCAGGAGCCAUUUUCACAGCAACGUCUAGAGGAGCUGGAGAGAAAGUGGGGUACUGAUUGGGGCUUCUCUGGCAUCUCAACUUUUGCCCACCUACCACAUACCCGCUGUUUGACCCAUCCUCAGACUACAUACGACAUAGCGAUUCUCGGUGCUCCGUUCGACACCGCAGUAUCCUAUAGACCUGGAGCUCGAUUUGGGCCUCGAGCAAUUCGCGCGGGUUCAUCUCGUCAAACUUCUUUCCGCGGCUUCAAUCCAAGAGCGAAUCUCAAUCCAUACACAUCAUGGGCUAAGAUUGUCGAUUGCGGAGACAUACCUGUCACGCCGUUUGACAAUUUGCUCGCUCUUCGACAAAUGAGUGAAGCGUUCAUGGAGCUGGGGAAGCGCGAGCCUACGCCCAGGAGCUCUGGCAGUGGUGUGCAAUAUCUCAGGAAACCUAAGCUCUUGACCCUGGGUGGAGACCAUAGUAUUGCCCUUCCAGCACUAAGAGCCCUCAGGGAGAUCUACGGACAGCCAAUUGCAGUCGUUCAUUUCGAUGCGCAUCUCGAUACAUGGCAUCCGGCCAAGUAUCCAUCCGCGUGGAUCGACUCCGAGGACCCAUCUACGCAGUCAUUUUUCAAUCACGGCAGCAUGUUUUGGAUCGCAGCAACAGAGGGUCUGAUCAAAAACGAUUCAAGUGUACACGCUGGUCUGCGCACAAGGCUCUCGGGCGAUGAUACAGAAGACUACACGGAUGACGCACAGCAGGGUUGGAUUCGAAUCGCAACAGACGACAUUGACGACAUUGGAGCAAAAGGCAUCAUCAAAUCCAUCAUGGACCGUGUUGGUACCGAAACGCCCGUUUACCUCAGUAUCGAUAUUGAUGUGAUUGAUCCUGGCCUUGCUCCUGGAACUGGUACGCCGGAGCCAGGUGGUUGGACGACCCGAGAGCUUAUCAGGAUCCUAAGAGGGAUUGAGGGCAUGAAUGUUAUUGGUGCGGAUAUUGUGGAAGUUAGCCCGGCAUAUGAUGGUGCUGCAGAGACUACUGCAGUCGCCGCAGCACAGGUUGUGUACGAGGUGCUGACGAGUAUAGUUCGAAAGGGAUUGAUGGAGCAGGCAAAGACGACAGUGGUGGCGGAUGAAGUCAAGGAUGAGCUGUGA
Molecule: messenger RNA, 1212 nt
Organism: Plenodomus lingam JN3
Lineage: Eukaryota; Fungi; Ascomycota; Dothideomycetes; Pleosporales; Leptosphaeriaceae
Molecular function (GO): metal ion binding; agmatinase activity
Source: RefSeq, a predicted model, not a curated record